AUGGUGCUCGCUAAAAAGUACCAGGAACACAGGCCUGGGUAUCAGUCUUAUUUUAAUGAAAAUGGAACUGAACUGUUUCCUGUAAAAAAGUACUGUAACCUUUCCGAAAAUGACAAAUUGCAAUACAAAGACUUAGAAGAGAAGUUGACAAAGUUUGUAAAAGAACUUGGGGAGGUCCAGGCAACUUUGCCAAAAUCAGUAGAGAAAUGUGUUAAAGAACUUCGCAGCAUUGCAGAUGGCAUUGAUACAUUUCACAAAAAAGCCACCAUAGCCAGCGUCGUUGGAAACUCGGUUGGAAUUGUGGGUAGAAUCACCACCAUUGCGGGCAUUGCUUUGGCUCCUGUUACCUUUGGAGCAUCUCUGACUGUGACUAUGGCCGGUGCGGGAGUCUCUACUGCUGGGGGAAUCACUGGGGCUGCAUCUUCUAUUGCCGAUACUGUUAAUAUACGCAAGAAGGGCAAGAGAGUCGAGAAGAUUAUACAGGCAGUCCAGUCGGACAUAGCACACUUGGAAGAACUUCUGGAAUGCAUUAAUUCUCACAUUGAGCACAUGAAAAGGCUGAUGGGUGUGCAAGAUGGUGACAUUGUGAAAGACAGUGUAAGAGGGGACUUGGAAGCAGUUCGCAUAACGCGGCUGGCUCAGCUGGCCAAGAUAUCUGCUGCUGCUUCCCAGAUAGCAUCUCAGGGAGCCCAGGCUGCAGCAGCUGUAUCUGGAGUCUUAGCAACACUGUUUAUAUUUAUGAACAUUGCAUCUGUUGCAAAGGGAGCAAAAGAUCUGAAAGCCGGGGCUAAAGCUGAGCAAGCAAAAAAAAUCCGAGAUGUUGCUGAUCAGAUGGAGACUGAGUUUGAAAAGAUACAAGCUGCUGCACUUGAAGUGCAAAAUGGUUUUUCAUUCAUUACUACAAUAGAGGAUUUUUAACUCUUAUGUAACAAUUGAAAGAUUAUAUGAUAUUAUCUGGGGAUAUUCAUUUUUUGGUUUCCCAGCAUACUCUGUGUUUCUACGGUGACAUCUUGAAUUACAAAUUUCACUAUAUAAAA
This is a messenger RNA of Xenopus tropicalis (tropical clawed frog), 1037 nucleotides long. RefSeq names its product apolipoprotein L6 (gene apol6). Lineage: Eukaryota; Metazoa; Chordata; Amphibia; Anura; Pipidae. The transcript has 3 exons. Gene Ontology annotation, molecular function: lipid binding. Gene Ontology annotation, biological process: lipoprotein metabolic process; lipid transport. Gene Ontology annotation, cellular component: extracellular region. The record is from RefSeq and is a predicted model, not a curated record. Bases 1 to 918 code for a protein of 305 amino acids.